Messenger RNA from Haliotis rubra (blacklip abalone), 1128 nucleotides. RefSeq names its product epimerase family protein SDR39U1-like. NCBI's taxonomy places the organism in Eukaryota, Metazoa, Mollusca, Gastropoda, Lepetellida, Haliotidae. The record is from RefSeq and is a predicted model, not a curated record.
CCCGGAAGCGCUAAUACUUCAAGGCCGGUCAUGCAGACGAUGGAAAUGUGCGCUUGCAUAAGGUGAUAUUUGGUGGAUAGCAAUGAGUGUCCUAAUUGGUGGCGGCAGUGGUUUCAUUGGACGACAUUUAAGCAGGCUUCUUGUAGAAAAUGGCUUCAAAGUCACUGUUGUGUCAAGACAGACUGGCCCGGAUAAAAUCACCUGGAAUGACUUGAGUCGCUAUGGCCUGCCAGAAGGAUGUACAGCCGUUGUCAGCAUGGCGGGGGAAAAUAUUCUCAACCCAAAGAGAAGAUGGACACCUGAAUUCAAGGAGGAGGUUUAUAACAGCCGCAUCUCCACCACCAAAGCACUGUCAUCAGCCAUCUCUGCCGCUAGCAAGGCUCCGGAGGUAUUCGUAUCUAUGUCAGGAGUGGCCUACUACCCACCAAGUCCCACCGCGGAGUACACUGAGGACAGCUCAGGAGGUGACUACGACUUCCUGUCUCGACUGACGACAGACUGGGAGGCGGCUGCCAGACUACCCGACUCCAUCGAUGUCCGACAAGUCACUGUGAGAUCAGGUGUGGUCCUUGGUCGUGAUGGUGGAAUGGUUCAGCAGAUGUUUAUUCCUUUCUUCCUGGGAGUGGGAGGAAGGGUAGGAUCUGGAUCCCAGUGGUUGCCAUGGAUACAUGUUGCUGAUAUUGCUGGGCUGUUUACACAUGGAAUAAUGAAUCCCAGUGUUGAAGGAGUAUUGAAUGGAGUGGCAUCUGAAGCUGCCACCAACAGUGACUUUACCAAAGCCUUUGCCCGGGCCAUGUGGAGGCCAGCCUUGUUCCCAGUGCCUGGUUUCGUCAUGAAUUUUGUAUUUGGGGAAGAAAGAGGCAAGAUAAUUUUGGAGGGGCAGAAAGUGUUGCCCAAAAGGACUUUAGAAAGUGGGUAUAAAUUUGUGUAUCCUGACCUAAAGUCUGCCUGCACAAGCUGUGCACAACUGGUUUAUGUCUAAAUUUGGAUGAUCAUGAGAGUGUCAGUUAACAUGGAUUUCAGAUGCAAGCUUUAAGUAUGUUAUAUAGGUUGUUAGUAAAAAUGUAUUUGUUUCAGAGGAAUUUAAGUUAAAGCUGUAUACUUCAGGUGAUUAAAGAGUAUGUUGUA